Messenger RNA from Chanos chanos (milkfish), 2046 nucleotides. RefSeq names its product protein kinase C, eta, b (gene prkchb). The coding region runs from base 1 to 2046 and encodes 681 amino acids. Gene Ontology annotation, biological process: protein phosphorylation. Gene Ontology annotation, molecular function: diacylglycerol-dependent serine/threonine kinase activity; ATP binding. Lineage: Eukaryota; Metazoa; Chordata; Actinopteri; Gonorynchiformes; Chanidae. The transcript is spliced from 14 exons. The record is from RefSeq and is a predicted model, not a curated record.
AUGAAAUUCAGCGGUCAUAUGAAGCUUCGUAUCGGCGAGGCUGUGGAUUUAAAACCAACAACCUUUUCCACGCGGUACUCGUUCCACAAGAAGGUUCAUCAGUUGGAUCCAUACAUAGUCGUGAAGGUCGACAACUUUAAAGUCGGACAGACCGCAACAAAGUCAAAAACCAACAGGCCUAUCUAUAACCAGGACUUCUGUCCAUAUAUCACUGAGGGGAAAGUAUUGGAAUUAGCUGUCUUCCACGAUACUCCUAUAGGAUAUGACGAUUUCGUUGCAAAUUGCACGAUUCAGCUAGAGGAUUUAAUAACACCAACAAACACCAACCAGACAUUCGAGGGAUGGGUCAAUCUGGAACCAGAGGGCAGUGUUUACAUUUCAAUCUCACUCAGUGGCUCAUUUACAGACGAUGAGGCUACACAGAAUGGAUGGAAGUCACAUAAAGAGUUGUCCAGGAAGAGGCAGAGGGCUCUGAGGAGGAAAGUCCACCAGGUCAAUGGACACAAAUUCAUGGCGACCUUCUUAAAACAGCCCACGUUCUGCUGCCACUGCAACAAUUUUAUCUGGGGCGUUUUUGGAAAGCAAGGUUACCAAUGCCAAGUGUGCACCUGUGUGGUCCAUAAGAAAUGUCACCAUUUGGUUGUGACGGAAUGUCCCCGCAUGAAGAAACAAGCAAGUGAAGAGAGGCAAAGCCAAAGGUUCAGCAUCAAUGUCCCACACAGGUUCAGUGUACACAAUUACAAGGUUCCCACAUACUGUAACCACUGUGGUUCACUACUCUAUGGGGUGAUCAAACAGGGUCUGCAGUGUAAAGGUUGUAAAAUGAACAUCCACAUUCGCUGUGAAAAGAACGUAGCGCCAAACUGUGGAGUGAACAGUGCUGAACUGGCCAGUAAGCUGGCAGAGAUUGGCCUACAGCCGGGCCGGCUGUCUAAAAAACAUAGCCAGAUAAACAUGACUGCGGUUAAGACUCCUGACUCCAAUGUGAAGAGUGAGGAGAAAGCUGAGACUCCUCAGAAGGAGCAUGUGAGGGUACGACUGCAAGACUUCACCUUCCUACAGGUGUUGGGCAAAGGCAGUUUUGGCAAGGUGAUGCUGGCUCGUCUGAACCGCACGGAGACGGUGUACGCGGUGAAGAUGCUGAAGAAGGAUGUGAUUCUACAGGACGAUGAUGUGGAGUCCACUAUGACAGAGAAGAGAGUUCUGGCCUUGGCACACCAUCACCCCUACCUCACACAGCUCUACUUCUGCUUCCAGACUAUAGACCGCUUGUUCUUUGUCAUGGAGUUUGUUAAUGGUGGAGACCUCAUGUUCCAUAUCCAGAAGUCACGGCGGUUUGACGAGCCGCGCUCUCGUUUCUACACGGCUGAAGUCACCUCCGCCCUCAUGUUUCUCCAUUCUAAGGGCAUCAUUUACAGGGACCUGAAGCUAGACAAUGUGCUCCUGGAUAAGGAUGGCCAUUGUAAACUGGCAGACUUUGGUAUGUGUAAAGAGGGCAUCUUGGACGGAGCACAGUCAAGCACAUUCUGUGGGACACCAGACUAUAUUGCCCCUGAGAUUAUCCUUGAGGAGCCGUACGGGGCAUCGGUGGAUUGGUGGGCUCUGGGUGUGCUGCUGUUUGAGAUGCUCUGUGGCCACGCCCCGUUUGAGGCAGAGACAGAGGAUGAGCUGUUUGAGUGUAUUCUCAGAGAAGAGGUCACCUACGCCUCCUGGCUUAGCAAUGAGGCAGAGGACAUCCUUAAAGGGCUCCUGACGAAAGACCCUCUUUGUCGGCUGGGCUGUGUCGAGAGGUUCGGACUGGAGGAAGCAAUACCAGCUCAUCCAUUCUUUUCUGGGCUCAACUGGGAGAAAUUGAACAAACGAGAGCUGGAGCCCCCUUUCAAACCCAGAAUAAAAUCUAUGGUGGAUGUAAAUAAUUUUGACCGAGAAUUUACCCAGGAGGAGCCCACGCUAACACCAAUAGAGGAGGCUCUUAUUCCACCAGCCAAUCAGGAAGAGUUCGCAAACUUCUCUUUCACUGCGCCUGAGCUGCAGGAGAACUUGUAG